Pecten maximus is the source of this 7785-nucleotide messenger RNA. RefSeq lists its product as uncharacterized. Gene Ontology annotation, biological process: sodium ion transmembrane transport. Lineage: Eukaryota; Metazoa; Mollusca; Bivalvia; Pectinida; Pectinidae. The record is from RefSeq and is a predicted model, not a curated record. The transcript has 30 exons. Gene Ontology annotation, cellular component: membrane. Bases 592 to 5310 code for a protein of 1572 amino acids.
UGGAUAUUGUAUAGUGCUGAUGCUUCUGGCUGAGUGUUUAAGGAAAUUGAGACUAUCAUGGAUGAGUACGACACGACACGAAGCAUUAGGUCAGAACGUUCCUGGUUACGUGGUACAUGUGGUGGAUAUGGAUUAAACAACAAGCAAACUGCACAACAAGUGUCUGUACAAUACUAGGAAGUGAGCAACUCAGACAAGAUUUGUGUGGCCACAGAAGGCCUUCAUCAGUAACCCAAGCCUUGAGUUUGAGACAUUGCUGUUAUGCCAGAGACAUUGUUGUUAAGAUUUAUCCUGUAGCUCGGCAGAUUCUCAGAAUGUGGUAUAUGUGAGGGAUAACUGCAAUGAAGCCGUCAGCCAGCAUGUGUCGAUGCACCAUGAUGACUCGCCAGUGGAGGAGAAUCGAAGGUGUCAUCAUGAGGUCAUCAAUGUUAUUGUGUGUGUGGGGACUCGUAUGAUACACCACCUGUAGGUACCAGGGUAAACACUAGUGAGACCAAGAUUCCAUACAGCUGCAAUCAUGUAGAAUCAUCAGGAUUCCGGGUGGCACUUAAUCUCCGUAGUAAUACCCCAGGAAACUUAUCAGUAGGAGAAAUGAAGAUCUGUACGGGGAAGGACAGCUGUGUCAUGGAGGAUAAGACAGGUCUGCCCGGGGGAGAUGAUCCCCUGGGGUGUGGGGACAAACCCCUAUCCUUCAUGGCAUCUCCCAAGGGAAAAAAACGGGUCACACUCUCUCUAGAGGCUGGUGGAGGUGAGGAUUAUCCGGAAGAUGACAUGGAUGAAUUUGAAAAUGAUGGCGAUGAGGCAUAUGAUGAUGUGUUCUUACCAGAUGAUUAUAGCGAUCAGAUGGACAGUUACAUAGGGUCUGAGGGGGAGUAUGAUGAUGUCAGUACAGUCACUGCAGGCCAGAUUGAACAAGAAGAGGAAGAGGCUCGUACCAUUGAAAGAUCUUUUACAUCAGGUUCAUCACAAGGGGAGGCAACCCCUCAAUGGAGCAGCCAGAUUGAGUAUAUUUUGGCCUGUUCAGGUUUUAUGACAGGACUUCAUGGUGUUCUCAAAUUCCCAGAGUUGGCUAAAGUUCAUGGUGGAGGUGUUUUCUUUAUGGCAUAUCUGAUACUGGUGAUGGUUUGUGGCUUCCCACUUUGCUACAUGGAAAUGAUACUAGGACAAUACUCCAGGGGCGGCCCAAUCACAGCCUGGGAAGUUGUACCAUUGUUCAGAGGAGUUGGUUCCAGUGUGAUCCUAGUGUCGGUGGCUGUCAGUGUCUAUAACCAUGUAUCCCUGCUGUAUGCUGUGUACUACCUGGUAACCUCACUGAUGUCUAUAAUGCCCUGGACAUGUCUCUCCACAACAGACAGAUGCUGGCCGUUUCCAGAUGUGAACCGGUCGGGUAUGGAUGUCGUAAACCAAGAUGACUACAACUUGUAUUUAUCACACAACGUAUCGACCAUGCCAAGCUUUCCUUUGGAUGUCAUUGCUAAUAAACAGCAUCAGUUUUUCUAUGCUGAUGUCCUGCAAAUCUCGCGUGGUCUGGACAUGAUCGGUCAGCUACAGUGGCCACUUGUGCUGUGUCUCAUUAGUGUCUGGACUGUCAUUUUCCUUGUGACCAUUGCUGGACCAAGGUCAUUUGGCAAGGUGGUGUAUAUGACAUUUGGACUAAGUGUUGGUUUGUUCUUGUCACUGUUGGCACGUUGUUGUCUAGAAGAUGGAGCUAUCAUAGGCAUCAAGUUCUUCCUCAGCCUACAAUGGACUACGCUAGGUAAUCCCCAGCUGUGGAGAGAUGUUGGACAGUUGGUCUUUAUGUCCCUGGGACUUGGGACGGGUUGUUUGACGACCUUAGCCAGCUAUACUCACUUCCACAGUCACUGCUUUAGGAAUUCUCUGAUCAUCAUGCUGGCCCACCUGUUUGGAGUGAUUCUUACUGGAUUUACAAUGUUCUCCAUGCUGGGAGUGUAUAGUCGGAUCAAGCAGGUGGAAAUACCGAAUCUCAACUUCUCAUCAUGGGAGCUUGUAUUUACUAUAUUCCCGUCGGUGUUAAAUAAGGUGGAGGCGUCCAGGGUAUGGCUAGUGGUACUAUUUCUAUUACUCGUCCUAGUCGGUCUACAUACACAGUGUGUGUACGUAGAGAACGUGUUGUCAGGCAUACUGCUCGUACUCCGAAACAAGAGACUGUUCCGUUGGAAAUACUUGGUACAGCUGGUGACAUGUGUAGUACUGAUGAUCCUGGGAUUGAUGUUUACAUCACAGGCUGGACUUUAUCUGGCCCAUCUAGUGACCAACAGUGUCUGCAGAGUUGACCUGUUCCUAGUCACUGUCGUCGAAUGCAUCGUCUUGACGUGGCUGUAUGGCACGCAGCGACUAUCCAACAAUGUGUCUGACAUGACAGGCAGUGUGGACAGUCCCUGGUGGAAGAUCACAUGGCAGUUCUUCACACCACUGGCAACAUUGGCCUUGUUGGUGCUGACCAUAGUAAUUGACAGUCGACUCACCUAUAAAUCAUAUCUGUAUCCAGAUUGGACAACACCAAUAGGAUGGAUUUUUACCUUCAUUCUUGUCUUACCUGUUCCUGUGGAGAUGGUUAGGGUUCUUCUGAAGGGAUCUGACCCCUUGAUGGAGAGAAUAAAGCGGGUAAAGGCAACACCUAUUGGUUGGGGUCCGGGACCCUUGGCCAAUGAUGAACCAGACAAGGACCUACCUGAGUAUGUGAUCUGUACUCCAGAUAUAUACAAACCACAACAUGCACUGGCCUUGUUAACCGCUAACCUAUACAUACCAAACCUGAGUAACCUGGUCACAGCCGUGGAAACUGAGGAUGCUGACAUGACAAACGGCUACCUGUCAGAACUGACCACUCUGGACAGUGGAGACAAUGAGGAGCCAGAGGAGGACAGUAAUUACCGUGGUAACUGGAGCAGUCGCCUUGACUUUGUCCUCUCUUGUCUGGGAUAUGUGGUUGGCCUUGGCAAUGUAUGGAGAUUUCCAUAUCUCGUCUACAAAAACGGUGGAGGAGCAUUCUUCAUUCCUUACGCGAUAAUGCUGGUGUUCUGUGGUGUGCCAUUGGUCUAUUUGGAGCUGGCCUUUGGACAAUAUGCUAGUUUGGGGCCUAUCACUGUGUGGAAGGCUGUACCUUUAUUUAAAGGAAUUGGUAUUUCAAUGGUGCUGUCCUCGACGAUCGUCUCUAUCUAUUAUAACAUGGUGAAUGCUUGGGCAUUCCACUUCCUGUUUGCAUCAAUGACAGGAGUAUUACCCUGGCUUGGCUGUGACAACUUUUGGAACACCGAAGCAUGUAGCACAAACCAGUACCAUGUAAACAACUGUUCUUGGAUUAACCAGACUUAUUUUGAAGAUGGGAAUUUUACUUUAAAUGAUUCUUGCGUGUCAGUGGUAACAAACUGUAGUUACUAUGGAAACAACGAAACACAGUUACUGCAGAAUUGUAUCGAAAGUCUCCAAGGUAUUUUGGGAAAAGACAUUUUGUUGGAUCAGCCAAAAUAUGAUGGCUCUCGAACAAGUCCAACAGCGGAAUAUUUUUUCAACCGUGUACUGGGCAUGACAGGGAAAUCUCUCGGUAAUCUUGGUUACAUUCAAUGGGAGUUGGCACUUUGUCUAAUGCUUGCCUGGGUCAUUGUCUUCGUGUGCUUGAUAAAAGGCAUUAGAACAUCGGGAAAGGUUGCCUAUUGUGUUGUAACGUUUCCUUACAUCAUCAUUUUCGCUCUCCUGAUACGUGCAUUUAUGAUGGAUGGCUUUAUGAAAGGGAUCAAAUUUUACGUCACACCCAAAUGGGAGCGGUUAAAAGAGCCCGGUGUGUGGGCAGAUGCUGCUGUUCAAGUUUUCUUUUCAUUAUCAGCUUGUAUGGGAGGUCUGACUACCUUAGCAAGUUAUAAUAAAUUCCACAAUAAUAUUUACAGUGAUGCAAUACUCGUUUGCCUGGGUGACACAUUGAUGAGUGUGCUAGCCGGAUUUUCUGUAUUUGCCAUGAUGGGUGUCCUCAGCAACGAACUCAACACGUCAGUCGAGAAUGUCAUAGACUCUGGUAUUGGACUGACGUUCAUAGUUAAUCCUGCAGCCAUGUCUUUCUUCCCUGCGGCCCCUGUGUGGUCGCUGUUGUUCUUCCUCAUGAUUGUCAUGUUAGGACUAAGUACGCAGUUUGUUAACAUUGAGACAGUAAUCACUGCUAUUAUCGACGAAAACAUCACGUUAUUACGACGACGACGGGUCCUCAUAGUGUCUCUGUUAUGUGGGUCCUUGUUUCUGUUGGGACUUCCUCUCACCACACAGGGUGGUAUGUAUGUACUUCAACUAAUGGAUGAAUAUGCAGCGGGUUUUCCUACCCUAAUCAACGGAAUCUUUGCAUGUGUGGCCAUUGGCUGGGUGUAUGGAGUAAAGCAGUUUUCUCGUGACAUCAAACACAUGGUUGGACGCAGUGUUAGUUACUGGUGGCAGGCCAUGUGGUGUUUCAUGACACCUCUAAUCAUUAUAUUUAUUCUGAUAUUCUCUGUGAUUGGCUAUAAACCGCUGUCUAUAAAGUAUGAGACGGAUGCCUACCCUGACUGGGCCGAGAUCCUAGGAUUCAUCAUCACACUUACCCCUGUCUUAGCCAUUCCUGUUUGUGGUAUAUUCCAGGUUGUUACCAGGGAAGGUUCCUUGUUGCAGCGGUUAAAGAAAAGUUGUCAUUCCGAAUCUAACUGGGGACCGGCCUUGGAACGUCACUGGAAGAAUAUUGAGUACUUUCCUACAGUGAAUACCCACACUAUGGUUGAGGAUAUAGAACAUUCUCUUCUUCACACCGUAACAGAUAAUGUUGAUUUCACCACGGUUGGUGUUCGUGUACCAAGUCUAUCCCAAACAAGUCUGCUUCCUAAAUCCCUGUCCCCCAAGAAACCCCGUGAUAUGAGGGAGCGUGCAAUCCUCAACCAUGCCUACAGCAACCCACAGUGUCAUCAAUCAACAGCUUCCAUAGAAAAGUCAUCGCUAUCUUCAACAUCUUCAUCAAGUAGUAGUUGUCAUGGUGAUGAGAAGGUACCGUGUUCAAGUCCCAAUGAUGACAAACUUCCUUCAUGCAGUCACAACGACAACUUUUUCUUUGGCCCAGAUAUUAUUGUGGUUCCACGGAACAAGACUAAAGUCCAGAUGUGCAAUGCUUCGACACAAACAGACCCGCAGUUGACCAGGAAAUUCUCUUCUAAAAAACAUCUAACGACAUCUUCAAGAAAAUCAUCAACAUCCUCUUUUUCUUCACAAUCUGUAAGUCACCAAAGCAGCAUAAACAAUAACUCACCAGCAGUCUUGGAGGUGGAGGUCACACAGCUUUGACCUAGACCUUGACCUUUGUAAUGAGAUGAAGUUAUACAUAAACAAUAACUCACCAGCAGUCUUGGAGGUGGAGGUCACACAGCUUUGACCUAGACCCUUGACCUUUGUAAUGAGAUGAAGUUAUACAUAAACAAUAACUCACCAGCAGUCUUGGAGGUGGAGGUCACACAGCUUUGACCUAGACCUUGACCUUUGUAAUGAGAUGAAGUUAUACAUAAACAAUAACUCACCAGCAGUCUUGGAGGUGGAAGUCACACAGCUUUGACCUAGACCCUUGACCUUUGUAAUGAGAUGAAGUUAUACAUAAACAAUAACUCGCCAGCAGUUUUGAAGGUGGAGGUCACACAGCUUUGACCUAGACCCUUGACAUUUGUAAUGAGAUGAAGUUAUACAUAAACAAUAACUCACCAGCAGUCUUGGAGGUGGAGGUCACACAGCUUUGACCUAGACCCUUGACCUUUGUAAUGAGAUGAAGUUACAUAAUCAUUGAACAGGCUAUCACUUGCCAUUACAUGUUAGACUUUGACUUCUUUUGUGGCCUAUAGAGGCUUGCUGUAACCGUGUAUUUUGGUUUGAACUACGGGUGACCUUUACCUUGUCAAAUGUUGUGUUAAAGUGCAAGGCCAGGGAUAAAAACCAAAAUUUUGAAUAACAGGAUGAUGUGUGUAUCAACAGUGUUAAACGACAGUGUUACAUGAUGUUUGCAUAUUUCUGUUUUUAUUAUUUUUUUCAUUUUUCAUUUAUUUAUUUAUUUAUUUAUUCAUUUUUUUUAGAUUUAAAAUUCAUAACAUCAUUAAUGAUACUGUACACUAAUAGCAAUGUACUGUUGUUUGUAAUCUUGUUGGAGACAAUAUUUUACUCCUGUACUGUAAACGAAUAUUCUGCUAAUAUGUGUAUGCCUAUAACAACAUGUACCAUAUAUUUCUACUACCUUAGUCAAACAAGUCUGCCAUGCAGUCAGCAGAUAAUUAUCAAAAUCAUGUUUCAAACUACACAUGUGUUAGUUAAUUUAUAGGAAAGUAUUUCCUUUUCUCCCCCAAAAUAUCGCGAAUGUCUAUGAAGAAUCAUUUGUAUUUAAUAUAUAUGUCUUCAAAACAUUCUAUGAAAACCUUAUUUUUAUAUUUUAUAUUGUUUUAAAGCCAUGUGAUCAUGAUAUACAUGUUACACCUACAGUGUUGAUAUGAUAUACAUGAACAUUUUUGUAAUUUUUUUAAAAACAUUUUUAGGCAUAUGAUAUAAUAUGCAUUGUUUUCUUUUUUAAAACGUAUGGCAACAUAACUCCUAAGAUUUUUAUUAUUAAUUCAAAGAAAAAGUAUUGAUUUAAUCUGUGGAUUGAAAGUUUAAGCAUUUUUAAUAUAUCAAAGAUAAAAAAAAGUACUGUAUACUUGAGUGAUUUUAUGCAUUUUGUAAGGAUCAAAAAGCCAAUGGCUUAAUGGAAAAUUAGCAGUAUGUUAAUGAAUGAUUUUGUUUUCUUUUUUUAAUAUUUAACAUUUUAAUGUUGUACAGAUAUUUAUAACCUCAUACAUACAGUAUUGAAGACUUAAAUGUUGAUUUACACCAUCAGUUAACUUUUAAUUAAGAAGUUUUCACAUAUCUGUUGAUAUUCAUGGAGUUUAUUUGUGAACCUAACAUUGUAUGAAGUCCUGUAACCUGUACACACGAUAUGCCAUAUCAUUCCACAAUACUGUCUGUGUACGAUCUGUUUAUACUUUAUGAUAAAUAGACAUACAUAUAUUCUACAAAGUGCUGCAUGUCUGUUACUGUGGACUGGUUGCCUUGGUAAUUGCUUGAAUAAUAUUCAACAGAAUUUUACCUGCCAUACAUGUAAUUACUAUUAUCACAAAUCGACUUGGAGAACUCGACACAAAUUAAAAAACAAUUCACUAUUUGCAUUUUUUUCAUAUGUUACUAUUGUUACACCUAUACAUUGUUAUAUGCAAAUAGAAAAUUGUUUUAUAAUGUACAUUUAACCAAAUAGAAUUGGAGUUAUUAAGGGACAAUGUAUUAAAAUGAACUGAAGUAUGGUGAAAUAAAUGGAUGUACAAUGUUUAAACUUUUUGUAUUACAUUAUAUGUGGCUAAUGUUAUGUAUGUACCUCCAAUAAUAGAAAGUUUUUGUAUGUCUUUUUAAUUGCAGUUAAAUAUUUUCAAAUGCAGACAUGUGUGCAUGUAAAUAAUAAGCCAUAUUUCUAUAUAAAUGUUUGAUUAGAACUGUUAUAGUAAAUCAUCACUGUGCAUAUCUUUAACAUUGGAUUAUUUUAUAUUUAAAUAUUCGCCAUGGUGUAAAAGAAGCAAAAAGGAUUUCAAGUAAUUUUGUAGAUAUGGGAUAUAUGUAAAUAUAUGUAUUGCAAAGUCCAUUGUGAACCGUUUUCAGGCACUCAAUCAAAUGUCUUAUUACCAAGUUUUAGAUAUUAAAUAUACCUAUGUUGUUACAUGCAUAUCAUAUACCAUAAAAAAAACUUAAAUGAAAUUUAAA